CUUAUUUGUAUUUAUUAGUAAAGAAUAUUAUAAAUAUAAUUAUAGAUAGAUUUUAUUGAAAUAAUUUUUUAAAAUCUCUUCCUUUUAUUCCCUUUUACAGAGGGUGAAGGAGAGGCGGCACGUUCUAUUUGACUAAUCGACGUCCGGCGAUUCGUUCUGCCUUUUUCAUCAAUUUCUCCAACUCCCCACCCCUUCACUCACUCUCUCUCUCGCUUUUGCUCAUUCGCUCUCUCUCUCUCUCUCUCUCUCUCUCUCAUUCUGUUUUUUUAUUCUUACCCUGCGCGCUUAGGCGCGCUAUCACAUGGCGAAUCGAAAUGCAUUUAUCUACCUCAUCCUGUUAAGUUUAGCCAUUGUCAAAUGUUGUUGUUACAAAGUUAAUCGGACUAGAACGAAGACUCCGGAAGAGAGAUUAUUGGAUAAUAUCCUAACCAGCUACGACAGGGACGCAAGAGGAGUUCUUAAGGUCUCCGAUACCGUUACAGUUACUGUAAAUUUUAUGCUACUUCGGAUUCAAAGGUUAGACGAAAGAAGUCAAGCUAUGCUUACAACUGGAUUAGUUAUAACCGAAUGGACCGACGAACGCUUGAGGUGGUCACAAGAGAAAUAUUGGAAUAUAUCAGAUGUAGUUGUAACGGCUGAUAGAAUAUGGUUACCGGAACUGGCAAUCAUUAACGGAGCGGAUGAUAAUGUACAGGACUUUGAAAAAAUUCGUGUCCUUAUUGCUCACAAUGGUUUGGUUCAUUGGGAACCUGGCGGUGUUUUUUCAACCACUUGCGAUAUUGACAUAUCCUACUUUCCAUUUGAUACUCAAGAGUGUCCUAUUGAGAUUGGUGCUUGGGCCUACACCAGCUCAAGGAUGAACUUGACCAAUGUCGCAUCAGAGAUGGAACUGCAGGAAUUUAAGCUAAAUGGUGAAUGGGAUAUCUUUAAGACUACUGCAGAAUGGAAAGAAGUAAUUUUACCGUGCUGCCCUCAUAUUCGUUACAGCAAAGUGCUUUUUACUAUUCAUAUGACGAGACGAUUUACCUUCUAUAUAAUGAACAUCAUAUUACCCUGCUCUCUCUUAUCUAUACUUAUACUCGUCGUCUUUUGCGUUCCCCCUGAUGCUGGCGAAAAGAUUUCAGCCGGAAUAUCUGUUCUCUUAGCCUUUACAGUUUUUCUUCUCAUGUUAGCAGAUAACGUGCCUCGAACCAGCUUGGAUAUUCCAGUUCUCGUUAUGUAUUUAACGACGACGAUGGCACUAGGAACAGCAAGCGUCUGCUUGAGCGUCAUAGUUUUAAAUAUCCAUUAUAAAGGGGGCUAUACUCCUAUGCCUGCUUGUGUGAGAACACUCUUUCUAGGGCAUAUUGCAAAAUUUGUUUUCGUAAAAAAUGAUACAACUGAAAUUAAGUCACUAUUGGACGAACACUGCAAUAGACAAGCUGCUAUGCAUCAAUUAGACGUCGUCGACGAAGCGUCAACGACAUCCUCUAAUACACAAUAUUCUUAUCCCGUUAUUACAAAAGGGCCCACCAGAAUUUACAAGCCACAAGUUGCUGCCGAUAAAAGACGUUCUGAUUGUGCAAAAGAAUGGCGAACUUUAGCGACAGUCCUAGAUCGUCUUUUCUUUAUAAUAGUUUUAUCGAUAAUGUUUUUAUCAUCUUUACUAAUUUUAACUAGUUCUUUACGCCGAGAGGUAUAAAAUUCAGAUAUAUAUAUAUAUAAAUAUAUAUAUAUAUAUAUAUAUAUAUAUCAUUAUCUUUUUAAUUGAACAUUACACAUCCUUUUCUUAGUUUGUCUCUCUCUCUCUCUUUCAUUCACUUUUUUUUUAUAAAUUAGAUAAUACAUUCAAACUUCUGCAAUCUAUUAUGGAAGUUGGAAUAAUUCUUAUCAUUUGCAUAAUUUUUUAAAAUACAAAAAGAAUUUUGAAAAUAAACAAAAAAUAAUUAAUUAUGCAUUAUGUUAAAAAAAUAAUGUAUAUAUUUAUAUAUUCAUAUACUGUGUAUAUAUAUAUAUAUAUAUAUAUA
Molecule: messenger RNA, 2006 nt
Organism: Dimorphilus gyrociliatus
Lineage: Eukaryota; Metazoa; Annelida; Polychaeta; Dinophilidae
Source: the annotation of a GenBank genome assembly